This is a messenger RNA of Esox lucius (northern pike), 2889 nucleotides long. It is a transcript of the gene sox11a, whose product is annotated as SRY-box transcription factor 11a. Gene Ontology annotation, biological process: positive regulation of transcription by RNA polymerase II; negative regulation of transcription by RNA polymerase II; neuron differentiation. The transcript has a single exon. The record is from RefSeq and is a predicted model, not a curated record. Lineage: Eukaryota; Metazoa; Chordata; Actinopteri; Esociformes; Esocidae. Bases 181 to 1254 code for a protein of 357 amino acids. Gene Ontology annotation, molecular function: RNA polymerase II cis-regulatory region sequence-specific DNA binding; DNA-binding transcription activator activity, RNA polymerase II-specific.
ACAGUGACGUAAUGGACAUGAAAUAGCCUAACUAGUUAAGAAGGCAGUUUGUGACUCUGGAAAAGAGAGCAGAGCUUGAGACACAGAGGACGUGGACACAUUGGUGAAGCGAACAUAGAGACUUGGCAGUGGCUGUUAGACCCUGCAUCGUCUUGGGGAAGAGAACUUUAAAAGAGGACCAUGGUGCAGCAUACCGACAACAGCGAGACGGACGGCAGCAUGUCCAGGGAAGCGACCGAUUCAGAGGAGAGUGAAUUUAUGGCUUGCAGCCCGGUACCGAUAAACCCAGACUGGUGCAAGACAGCAACCGGUCAUAUAAAAAGACCUAUGAAUGCAUUUAUGGUUUGGUCAAAAAUUGAAAGGAGAAAGAUCAUGGAGCAGUCCCCGGACAUGCAUAACGCAGAGAUUUCCAAAAGGCUGGGAAAGCGCUGGAAGAUGCUUAAGGACAGUGAAAAAAUCCCCUUCAUCAGGGAAGCGGAGAGGCUCCGGUUAAAACACAUGGCUGAUUAUCCCGAUUACAAGUAUAGACCCAAGAAAAAGCCAAAGCUUGAUAGUUCAAAAGCAUCAGCACCGUCUCCUGAGAAAUCGUGCAACAAAAUGGCAAAGACGGCAAGUAAGAAAUGCUCCAAAAUAAAGAGUAAGACACAUUCUAAGUCGUCUCACUGCUACGGAGAUGACUGUGUGUUUCCAAAAGUAAUAAAGACUAUUAAAAGUGAACUCACAGAUGAUGAUGACGAUGAUGAAUACGAGGAGGAAUAUCGUAUGCGGAUUAAACAGGAGGACGAGGAACAGAUGAGACAGUAUAAUGUAGCGAAAGUUCCCGCGAGCCCAACUUUGAGCUCCUCGGCUGAGUCCGAGGGAACGAGCAUGUACGAAGAAGUACGGAAUGCUGCACCGAACAGACUGUUUUACAAUUUCAAAAACAUUACCAAGCAGAGCACAAUGUACCCUGCUUCCGUCUCACCAGCAUCUUCUAGGUCAGUUUCCACAUCUUCCAGUUCUAGCGAGGACGCGGACGACUUGCUUUUUGACUUCAGUUUAAAUUUCGCCCCGAACUCUCAAGGGCAGGAGCAGGGCAACCCGAAUUCAGGAAAUCUCUCUCUCUCUCUUGUGGAUAAAGAUUUGGACUCGUUCAGCGAGGGCAGUCUGGGCUCUCACUUUGAAUUUCCAGACUAUUGCACACCAGAGCUCAGUGAAAUGAUUGCAGGGGACUGGUUGGAGGCGAACUUUUCAGACUUGGUGUUCACUUACUAAAUUGAAAAGAUCCGAGUAAUAACAGAGGAGAAAUGAAAUUAUAUGUCCUGUUCAAGUGGUUCCUAUAGGCCUGCCUCCUCUGUGGUUUCUAGGGGUCCGGGGAGGAGGUGAGGUAAGGUUUGAGGAAAUAGAUGCUUAUGAAGCUGGUACUGUAGCAAAAAAGUCUGCAGACGUUUUUCUGGCAGCAUGACAGGGUUUUAUGGAUUUUUCUGUAGGUCUGCAAUUACUGUUCAACUAAAACGGACCGCAAUGGGAAAAAUCUGUGAACUUCUAUGCAUCUUAUCCUCUUAAAACUGCAGGGAGCUGAAAACGUAGGACUGUGGACUGACUGAAAGGAAAUCUGUGAACUGACAAUGUUCAGGAUGUUACUUUAAAACGGUUUUAUGUAAUUUCUAUGUGCCGCAAGCAUUUGUUUUUUUUGUAACUGAUUCCGUUUACCUCCUGAUUUGAAAAUUAAGCAGCCUAAACCUCUCCAGAAUACAGUUGUGGAGGAAACAUUUUGAUACAUAACAGACCUCAUCUUUUUAAAUGAAAAGUAAGAUAUUUUCAGGCAUAUUUUUGUACAGUUAAAAGGGAUUGUUCUUACUGUGCUUUCAGUGAGUUUCAGGCACUUCUUCCCUUUAUUUUUUUGUUUUAGCAUGCAAGGGAGUCCUGGUUUUAAGGAUUAAGUUAAAUUAAAACUUGCAUCAAAAUGCCUUGUGGAUUUUAAGGUUUUGUACAGUUGUAGAACAGAUUUGUUGAGUAUUUGUAGACGAUACAAUGGCAUAAUGGGGGCAACAUACCUCAGUGCUGGAACUAGUUUCAAGAUUGUAUAUGUACUGUAAGAUAGUAAAGUUAGGAGUUUAUGUAUAACAUUCUGAUGAUAUGUGGAUGGGUCCCAAAUCGCAGGUGUGAAACUGGAUUUUGGUAUUUUUUAUGGCACAUACUGUUUUUUCCCCCUUCAUUUUUUGUGCAAUAUAUACUCUUAAAAUACACACCAUCUGCAUUUUUGUAGCAAGUAAUGGAGAAACAUCCUCAUGCACUGUCGGCGUCGUUACCUGUCACGAUGCGGAAGUAUGCCCUGAUACGAUGCGGAAGUAUGCCCUGACAGAAAAUUAAUGAAUCAGCUGGAACUGAUACAAAACAACAACAUGGUCAUGUGGUGUGAUGCGUUUUAAAAGACAAAACAAAGAUGCCAAUCUGAAUGUUAUUUCGACUCACACGUUUGGACAUUUGAAAUAUACAAAACAUAUCUGAAAACAAACUGUGUAAAACUGACCCCAAAAUUCUGAACAAAAAAAAUAAGUACUGCUAAAGGCGUGCUUUCACGUGGGUGGUCUGGUAUAAGUCAAACAAGCAAGCAAAAAAGAACAUUCCAUAGUCCUGUUUCAUAAAAUGAAACGUUUUAUUUUAAACUGAAGACUGCCUUCUUUUCUUAAACAUUAACCAUAAACCUGUAUUUUUGUUUCUUGCACUUAAGACAGAUAUUGUUUAUUUUUAUGUGGGUCUUACAUAUGAAGUUUGUUUGAAUACAAGGUUUGGAAUGGCCUAUCUAUAUGCCAGGAAAUGUUAAAGGCUUCAUGGCAGUAGUUAUUUCACAUUCCAAGUGUGAAUUUCUCUUUGACUCAUCUUUUAAUAAACAAGUACAUACCACCA